AUGUGGGGCGCUUUGGCUAAAAUGCUGGACUUUGGAACCUGUGUGUUAAAGUGUUUGAUCCACAUGGGCUUUGGAGGACAGUGCCUCUUCAGACCGCCUCUUGAGAACAUCAUCAAGGAUGCUACUGGUAUCAAAAGCACCCAUCUUCCUCAGCAGAAGAAACCAAAGGAACGGACUAACGGUUCCAGUGAUUUUACCUUCACCCCAUUAGAAAAGAACAAACUAAAAUUUGAGGAAUUUACAAAUGAUUUUGCUAAGGAACUUUUGGAAUACAAGAAAAUCCAAAAAGAGAGGAAGCGUUCCUAUUCAAGGUCUAAAUCUCCUUACUCUGGAUCAUCCUACAGUAAAAGUUCUUACACCUACUCCAAAUCCAGAUCUUCGUCGAGAUCACGCUCCUAUUCUCGCUCUCACAGCCGGUCGCGCUCUCGGUCAUUCUCACGAUCCCCUUCAUACCAGAGGAAAGCCCACGGAAAGGGCCGUGCUUACCGCUCUAGAUCACGUUCUCAUGGCUAUCCCCGCUCGAGAUCAAGGUCCCCGUACAGGAGAUACCAUUCCCGAUCCAGAUCUCCUUCAUUUAGACCUCCAUCUCCUAACAAUAAGAGACUACUACCCCAAAUUGAAGGGGAACGGGAUUUCAUCAACCGUUACCGCGAACUCCCACCAUAUGAUGUCAAGGCAUUGUGUGGCCGGCAGCCUGAUCUUAGGGAUCCUUUUGAAAAGGAAGCUUUUAGAGAGUGGGAACGGAAGUACAGAGACUGGUAUGAAAAGUAUUAUAAAGGGUGUGGGGUUAAUGCUGUGCCACGACCAAGGUCCCCUCUUGGUAGGGAGAACUUUCCAGACAACCGAUAUCUCCUUCCCCCUCAGGCCCGGAGGGAACACUCUCCGUAUAAUCGCGGUCACAGAGACAAUUAUCCUCCCCCUCUUGUUCCUCGAAUUCGUCCUUUAGUUAGCAGUUAUCCUGAAAAGGUAUUGCCCCGUGAUUCCCAUGUGGUGAAAGAAUCAAGACGAUCUAAGGAGAGGGAAACUUUUACCCCAGCUGGAGAUUCCCGAGGAAACAAACACAAGAAACAUCGCAAAAAAAGGAAGGAGGAGGGCGAAGGUCCUUCUAAACCUGUUGUUGAACCUUCCAGAAAGCGACGAGACUCCUAUGGGGAAGAAGUUAAAAAAAGUGAACCCCUUUUUGUUCCCACAAGCAAAGAUGAUGCUACCCCAGUUAGGGAUGAGCCUAUGGAUGCAGAGUCUGUUGCUCUAAAAUCACUUUCUGACAAGGACAGAAGGGACAAACCCAGAGCGAAACCUGAAAAGACAAAACGCCGAACAGAUGGUGUCCAGCCCAAAAAAGAGAGCUCUUCCAAAGCGGUCGUCAAGACUGAGAAAGCAAGCAGCGAUGGAGAUAAAGCAAAGUCGUCACCUGUUGAACCCCCCGCAAAGAAAAUCAAAGAGGAGACCCAAAAGACAGAAAACGCCAAGCAUACUACCUUACCAAAGGAUGAGAAAUCCAGCAUGCUGCCACGCAAAGUUCAUCUCAAAGCACUGAAAGAAAAUCAAGACAGUAAACAAGCCAAGGAUGACAAAAACAAAAAGGACCAUUCCAAAGAUUCCAAACAGGACAACCCACCAGCUAAAGAUGAAAAGGUUAAAAAAGCUGUAGAAAAACCUAAACCCGUGGACCCCAAGCCUGAAAAGCGCAAGCGAAAAACAGACGAGAAGGCAUGUGACAAAGGGCAGGAUAAAACACCUGUUAAGACUGCUAAAGCGGAGAUGACUGAAGCUUCAAAUCCACCUGUCCCCAAAGUCCCCAAGACGGAGCCAGAAGUGACAAAGUCCGAGAAGGUCCCAGAGAAAGAGAAAGCCGCCUCCACCCCCACGUCAACUGUGAAAAAGAUCAAGUUAAAUCGUGAAACUGGCAAGAAGAUUGCCAACUCUGAUGCUCCUGGCGUGCCAGAGGAGACCCAAGAGAAGAGCGAGCCUGCUGCUGUUGCCAAAGCGAAAUCAGAACGUGCUAAGGGGAAAGUGAAGAGGAAAAUACCUGCUGCUGAUGGGUCUGGUUCUACCCUCGUAGAUUACACUAGCACUAGCUCCACUGGUGGAAGCCCUGUUCGGAAAGGAGAAGAGAAGCAAGAUACCAAGAGAACCGUUAUUAAGACGAUUGAAGAAUACAACAAUGACAGCACAGCUCCCCCGGAGGAUGUCAUUAUAAUGAUUCAGGUCCCUCAGUCAAAAUGGGACAAGGAUGAGUCUGACGAGGAUAAUACAAAAGAUCCACAGGGAGUAUCCAAUGCUGGCAAGCCAGUGAGCGUUGUGACAAAACCAACGUCUACUGUAAUCUUGCCUGAAAAAGAGGUUGAAAAAUUAAAAACAACCAGAGAUCCGAAAGAGGACGUGUCACAAGAUGGAAAACCUCCCAAAGAUAGUUCAUCUCUAACCAAGGUCAAAGCAAAAGACAAAGGCAGUCCAGCUGUUGAUGACAAGAAAAGCAAUUCUGAACGCAGCCAGCCUUCUUCCAAAGAGAGGGCACCUGAGAAAGCAGAUUCUAGUCGUGGAAGCUCCAGCAAGGACUUCACCCCCAAUCGGGAGAAAAAAGACAGGAAACCGGACUAUGACAGUCGGGACCGCAGCAGCUCGAAGAGACAGGAUGAGCGGAGAAAAGACUCUCCAAACAGAACAAAAGAAACAUCCUCUUCUUCCCAAAAACAAAGACCCAAGGACACGUCCAGUGACGCCUCUAAGAAGGCAAGUAAAGACUCUAAAAGUAGCCCAGGGCAAGAGCACACAUCAAGGACUGAGCAGAAAUCCUCAGACAAUAAACCUCCAAGCAACGGCCAACCGUCCUCUGACAAAAAUGGUGACCGAGGGAAGGAGAAAGUCCCCAAGUCAAAAACGGAUGACACGGGUGACAAAAAAUCCUCUGUCUCUAAACGCUCUUCCCCCGAAACAAAAACCGAGAAGGAGGUUAGCGAAAAGGACUCUUCAAAGACCAAGGUGCACCAAAGCCGAUCCACGCGGCUCUCGGCAGACCUGACCAGAGAGACAGACGAAGCUGCCUUUGUGCCUGACUACAAUGAGAGCGAUAGCGAGGCUUCUGUCAAACAGGAAGAAGUCGCCCAAGACCCUCAGGAUCCUAAAAACAAGGAUGAGGAACCAGUGCAAAACGCAGAGCCAGGAGACGGCAGCUUACCUGCCACUGCUCCGAGCAGCCGAACGGCAAGCCACAGCCGUAGCCACAGCCCUGCGGAGUCUCUCAGCCGCAGCAGCAGCGCCAGCUCAGCAGGCAGCCAAGACAGCAAGAAAAAGAAGAGGAAGAAGGAGAAAAAGAAACACAAGAAACAUAAGAAACACAAAAAGCAUAAGAAGCACACCGGCAACGAGUCAGAGACUGAAAAGAGCCAAAAACACAAACAUAAAAAAAAGAAAUCUAAAAAGAGCAAAGACAAAGAGACUGACCGAGAGGAGGCUAAAACGAAGCCCCCAGCACCCAACUAACGGCUUCAGAUGGGACAAUAUUCCACCUUGUUACCUUGACAUUUUUUUUUUUCCAUCCAUGUAAUGUAUACAUUCUUGCUCUGUAAAUAAUGGGAAAUUGUGCCACAACUAAUGUAUUGAUUUGUCUUUUACAUUAGAGCUUUAUAAAAAAAGAAACAAAACAAUUUUGUACAGAAAUGCGUUUGUUGUGACCGCGUUUGCAAAAUGAUCAUUUUUUUUAUUUAUCUCUUCUGCCAAUUUGCUUUUUAUUCAGGUGGGAAUUAGUGUACUGUGAAGAAAAAAAAAAGAAAUAAAAGAAACUUUAUUUUUGUUAGAACUUUUAAGUUAAC
Nanorana parkeri is the source of this 3812-nucleotide messenger RNA. Its product is annotated as E3 ubiquitin-protein ligase RBBP6-like. The record is from RefSeq and is a predicted model, not a curated record. The transcript has 6 exons. NCBI's taxonomy places the organism in Eukaryota, Metazoa, Chordata, Amphibia, Anura, Dicroglossidae. The coding region runs from base 1 to 3483 and encodes 1160 amino acids.